This is a messenger RNA of Pelodiscus sinensis (Chinese soft-shelled turtle), 2052 nucleotides long. The record is from RefSeq and is a predicted model, not a curated record. Lineage: Eukaryota; Metazoa; Chordata; Testudines; Trionychidae.
UAAAAAAGUCAUCCCAUCCCCCCAUCACACAUAGGGGCACCAGUUUAAUAGUGCUGCGUAGGGCCCCAUAGAGCCGAAGGACGGCCCUGAACACAGAAGACGACGAGAAUUCAUCUGUGGCCUGGCUAUUCAGUGGGGCACGUCCAGGGUUUCCUUGGGCCCUGCUUUGCUUUAGCUUCUCUGGUAGCAUCUCUUGAGUGGCUCAGGCCCAUCACUUGCCCUGCGAGGCCACCAUCUGCUUCUUGGGCUGAUAUCUUCAUCUCAAGCAAGCCAGCUGUGAGGAGGCCCAGAAUGCCAACCAGCCCGGCAGGCAGCCCCAGUGCAACAGCUGGUGCUGGGCCACCUCGCCAUAGCCUGAAGGAACUAGGAUUGCAUCUCUCUGCCCCUCAGAUGGCAGGAGGCGAACAGGAAGGGUAGGGGGGCUUGUCAGAAAUCAAAGGGAGGCAUCACCAUUGAUUAAUUGCCUUCAUUUGCAUAUGAAACUGGAACCUCUUGUCCCCUUCAGGUCUGACACGUGCUGCUGUAACCAAGGCUGCAAUAGGAUGAGCUAACUCAGGAAGGACUCAUUCAUUGCCAGACUUGGGCGUCUUCACACUGUGUUCUGGAUCAGUCCUGAAUCUUGGCCUUCCUCCCACUCCAUACAUCGUAUCAAGCAAGCCAGAUGCGAGGAGGCCCAGAAUGUCAACCUGUCUGGCCUCCCACUUUGCUCCGUCCAAUCAGGACCUUCCAUAUUCAUUGCCCGUGGCCCCGCCUGCACAUUAGAGUUAUUUAAGCCUUGUGUCCCACCUGAUGUGAGGUGGGGCUGAGCUGCAAACCUGCCUCUGGACUCCCACUUCCCCCAAAGAUCAGGGCUCUGCCUGUCAUAUGAGGUGUGGUGAGGCACCCAGAAUUAUGGCAUCUUCCGCCUGCUCCUUGUCCUCUUUCUUUUUCUUCUGUGUCCUGGUUCUCUCUGAUGUCUGCCCAGUGGACUCCCUGGAUGCAAACACCCCAGAGAAUACCAACCACCUUCAAAACCAGGAGCUGUGGCCGCAUCCAGCAGGACCCCAUCACAGACAUGGCACAGCCAGGAAGGACAGAGCCCCUGGCGUGUCUUCCCGAGGGCACGUGUCCGGAGAGGAGGCCUUCAGGCUGGCAAGUGGGAUGCCAGCAGGGGAGAACCAGGGAGCAAUCCAACAGCCUGCUGCCCUGAAGCAGCAGAAGGACGUGUUUCUGGGCUUUGAGUUCCCAUAUCCUGAGAGGGAGAACCAGUCCCCUGGAUUGGAGAGGGGGAAGAAGCAGAACCGGGAGCACCGGCGGCACAGCCGCAGGGAAAGGCUGAAACAAAACAGAGGCAAAGGCCCUGACCCUGGGCCAAGCUCGCUGUAUAAGAAGCCUGAAAGCCUUGAGGGGCACUUGCAAAACCUGCAGUUGGAGGAAUCCACGGGCCUGGCUCCCACCAUGCUCCUCUUCACCGUGCUGGAGACAGCAGUUUCUACUGAUGAUCCUCCAGCUCUUCCAGCUACAUCCCUUCGGCCCCAGGUCCGUGCCAGGCAUGAUGGGGACGUGAUGCCCACCCUGGAUAUGGCUCUAUUUGAUUGGACAGAUUAUGAAGACCUCAGGCCAGAAAUGUGGCCAUCUGCCAAGAAGAAAGAGAAACACCGUAGUAAGAGCCCUAGCAGUGGGAAUGAAACCAUGGAGGCUGAAGGAGAACCAUGUGACCAUCACCUUGACUGUCUCCCAGGAUCCUGCUGUGACUUGCGUGAGCACCUCUGCAAACCACACAAUCGAGGCCUUAACAACAAGUGUUACGAUGACUGCAUGUGUGCUCAAGGGCUACGUUGUUAUGCCAAAUUUCACCGGAACCGAAGAGUGACCCGAAGGAAAGGGCGUUGUGUGGAGCCAGAGUCGGCCAGCAGCGCGCACGCAGAUGUGCAUAUAAUUCUCUGUGUGUGCACGCGCCCACUCAUCCCCCGCCCCGAGGACUCCCCAAACCAGACCAUCGCACGCUCAUCCUCUGUGUCUUCCAUGCAGGGCUACGUUGUUAUGCCAAAUUUCACCGGAACCGAAGAGUGA